Fusarium venenatum is the source of this 1563-nucleotide messenger RNA. Lineage: Eukaryota; Fungi; Ascomycota; Sordariomycetes; Hypocreales; Nectriaceae. The record is from RefSeq and is a predicted model, not a curated record.
AUGACUUCCUCUCUAUCGAUCGAGGAGUUCCUAGAACCCUUAUCUGUCGAUAUCAAUAAGAUCGAACAACUAUCUCAGCAAUUUCUUGAAACAUUUGAGAAGCUUGCCAGCGACUCCGAGAACCAGUUCUUACCAACUCCUAUUUCUGAGGUUAUUCUACGACCGGAGGCUAAACGAAGACAAGGAUGUCAUCUGGCCAUCGACAUAGGAGGCACGAAUUUGAGAGUGGGCUUUGUCCAACUCGGCAACGAGGCCGCGUCAUCUGCUACGUCUGACCAAACCAACGGCCAUAUUGACAACAGACCUGACGAGGGCGCUGCUACAAGACAAGUCAGGAGACUUUUGGAGAAAUCAUGGCCCAUCGAUGAGCACCUGAAGAACGAAAAUCCCGACAGUCUCUUCCUAUGGAUCGGUAACUGUAUUGCCGAAGUCGUCCAAGAUGGAUGCAAGGCGCUGCAACUCGAGACCGACCAGCCAAUGCCACUUGGAGUAACCUUUAGCUUUCCUAUGGUACAGCACUCGAUCUCUCAGGCUACACUUAUGCCCAUGGGGAAAGGAUUCGCAAUCUCCUCUGAUCAGGACCUGGGUGGUCGACUCACUGAUGGAUACAACCGUGCAAAGUCGCCAGAGCUGCCACCUAUUCGCGUUGAAGCAAUUGCCAACGACUCAGUGUCAACGCUGGUCUCCUUCAUUUUUAACUUCGAUGAAGCCUUGGACCGGCGAGCCUGCAUGGGCUUGAUUUUAGGUACAGGCUGUAACGCGACAAUUCCCCUAAAGUUGAGCCAGCUCAACCCAUCCAAGCGCCCACCCAGCGUUGUCACUCGACCAGAGGAACGUGCAGAGGACGUCAAGAUCGCAAUCAAUACCGAAUGGAGCAUCAAUGGCACCUCACCCCCACUGUACGAGGUUGGGUUAGUGACAAAAUGGGACAGAGAACUCGAUCAGCAAGGCGAGUUGAACAGCUUCCAACCAUUGGAGUACCUAACUUCCGGUCGAUAUCUGGGCGAACUGGGGCGAAUCAUGUUGGUCGACUACUUGACGGGACACUUGGGCAUUACUGCAGGAACGUUACCAAAGGCGUUGCUACAGCGGCACAAUCUUACGACGACUUAUUUGAGUCACUUUAAGCCUCUCCAGCCAUCGACUCUCAUGACUAGCCUUCAACAAGAAUUCCCCGAAUCGUCAGGAUCACCACCAUUUUUGUGGACUGAAGAAAUCGCUACUGCACUGUACUGUAUUGCUAAAGCCAUCGAAGUUCGAGCAGCUGGUAUUGUAGCGGCAGCUACGUUGGCGUUAUUGACUCUGGCUGGCGAUAUUCCAAAGGACGGAGCACAUGCAUUGGAUCAUGAUUGCGAACUCGGUGUAGGCUACACAGGAGGAUGCAUUGUUCAUUUUCAAGACUAUUUGCAGGACUGCCAGGACUUUCUCGACCAGCUUUUAAAUAAGCGGUUCGGUGAUAAGAGCCCGCUGCGAGUCGUACUGAGCCCGUGUCACGACGGAGGCGUCACAGGAGCAGGCAUACUUGUGGCUGCGGCAUCGCAGAGCAGGACGAUAAAGAAAUAG